GUGCUGGGUGUCUCCGUGGACUCCGAGUAUUCGCAUCUGGCCUGGAUUCAGAUGUCUCGUGACGAGGGUGGCCUAGGAGACAUCGAGUAUCCUCUUCUCUCGGACCUGAAGAAGGAUCUAGCUGUGUCUUAUGGUGCCGGGGACCUACUGGGGAACAGGGUGUUGGCCCCCGACGGCGCCUCCUUCCGGGGGCUCUUCAUUAUCGACAGGGAGGGUGUCGUGCAGCACUCGACCAUCAAUAACAAUGCUUUCGGCCGCAACGUGGACGAGGAAGGGGCCAAAAGCGCGCUUGACAUUUGCCGUGUGGGGUCACUCUUGAUUCAUAGACCAAUAUAG
Messenger RNA from Symbiodinium necroappetens, 336 nucleotides. The record is from the annotation of a GenBank genome assembly. Lineage: Eukaryota; Dinophyceae; Suessiales; Symbiodiniaceae.